Trichoderma citrinoviride is the source of this 1833-nucleotide messenger RNA. RefSeq lists its product as hypothetical. Bases 1 to 1833 code for a protein of 610 amino acids. The transcript is spliced from 6 exons. Lineage: Eukaryota; Fungi; Ascomycota; Sordariomycetes; Hypocreales; Hypocreaceae. Gene Ontology annotation, biological process: regulation of DNA-templated transcription. The record is from RefSeq and is a predicted model, not a curated record. Gene Ontology annotation, molecular function: DNA-binding transcription factor activity, RNA polymerase II-specific; zinc ion binding.
AUGGACACGAAUAGCAGUAAGAAGAGAAAGCGUCCCAAAGACAUUCCUUCGCAUACAAGGAUCCUGGCUGCCUGUGACGCAUGUCGCGUUAGCAAGACACGGUGCGACUCUGCUCGCCCGACAUGCGCGAAGUGCGCUGAGCGCGGCCUGAGCUGCAGAUAUCCUGAUAAAGAUCCUUUCUCCAUAUUCGAAACAUGGGGCAAGAAGAUCCUCAGCGCGGUGGAGGAACAGGGGCGCCUACUAGCCGCUCUCUCAGAUGGUGCCCGAAAUGGCCUCCAGCAGCAGCGUCCCGACCAGCUGGCUCGGCUGCUGGACAUGGACGGCGAGAAUUCGGAGACCAUGUCGCGAAAAGACACUCCCUGGACUCCAAUCACGGGCUCCGAUAUGAUUCUGAGCUGGUCCGUAUUCCCACAGGAGAGACCAGUCAGCACGUUUCCGUCGACGGAAUACGCCGAGAAGCCGAAGCCCUCUGAUCUUGUAGAAGUGUCGAACCCAUCUCCAGAGCGCAUGUUUGAGCUGCGGGACAUUUAUAUGAGCAAGAUCCAGGGAAAGAAUCCUAUUGUCGAUGCGGACCAGCUGGAUGCGCAUAUUGCACACGUCCUAGACAACGGCUUCGGUUGGUCAGCUACGUCGUGCCUAGUGCUCCUGGUGUUUGCUUUGGCAGCCGCUUGGGGCAACUAUCCCGACGAUGAGCGACGGACUGUGGAGACGGACGAGGAGCUGGAUCUCUAUCCCAGACAGCGAGUGACCAUGGCCGUGCCGGAUCAUCGGAUGAGGGAGUCUCUAAUGUACAUUGCCAUGGCGCAGAAGCGAAUGUCGACGGCCUACUUGGACGACUCGCUGCUCGGCGUCGUGUGUUUUUGCCUUUUUGGAAUGUGGUAUCAGUACAAUAUUGAGCCAAUACCUGGAUGGAAGAUGUUCAGAACGGCAUCUAUGAUGUGGGAGGCGUACAACCUGAAGCAUUCUGAUGGGAAGACGCAGCGGCCGAAGCAAGAAGAGAGUCUUGAACAGCGGCUAUACUGGACGUGCCUCAAGUCUGACGAAGUACGUCAUGAGCUCAACGGCCUUCCGCCGUGCACAUUGCAAGAGUCAUCAUUCCCCUACGCUCUACCUACUUUUCCUACCAUCGAAAGUUUCGAACAGAGCCCCGUGGAGGCACGCCACGAUGCCUUCACGGUACAUUCCACCACAUUGUCAUACUACUACUACCUUGCCGAGAUAUCCUUGCGGCGGCUGCUCAACCGCACACGCAGCGCCGCCACUGUUCUUUCACCAACCAUCGACUCCCUGACGGCCGCACAGCUGGCCGAGACGCUGCAGAAGCUCGAGGGCCAGCUGCAGCAGUGGCUUGACUGCCUGCCCCCAGCCCUCAGGUUCCAUAUCCCACCCGACUCCCGUCCGUCGCCAGAUGAGCCCGAGCUGGUGAAGCUGAUGCGCGAAAGAUAUGCCGAGGUGCGCGAGCUGCUGUGCCGGGCGUACCUGUACAUGUGCCUGCACGGCGGGAUGCGCCUGACGCGCUCUCAGGCUGAGACAUUUGGUGCGCACGCUUCUCUCGGUCUCCGGCUAAGCGUCUACCGGAUCCAGACGGAAAACCCCUUCUUCCGGCAUCCAGGAUCGUGGGGAGCGUGCCGGGUACGAUUCAAUCACGCGCUGUGCCUGAUUGCGGCGUACCGGGGCAAGCAGGCGGGCGUCGAGUCUGCGGUGCACGUCUUAGUUCCACCCAUGUGGCGAGAGUGUGUCGACAUGGUACAGGAGAGACUGGAGACAUGGGGGGAUCAGGGAGGAGGGAUUCGGGAGCUGGGUGUGCUGCUUGACUGGCUGAAGAAGACGUGA